Messenger RNA from Sinocyclocheilus rhinocerous, 744 nucleotides. Its product is annotated as protein FAM19A4. Bases 85 to 522 code for a protein of 145 amino acids. Gene Ontology annotation, molecular function: receptor ligand activity. The transcript is spliced from 5 exons. The record is from RefSeq and is a predicted model, not a curated record. Lineage: Eukaryota; Metazoa; Chordata; Actinopteri; Cypriniformes; Cyprinidae.
CCUCAGACAUUCUUUUGCGUUUGAUGGCUCGCAGAUGACAGAGCAUUAAGUGAAGUGUCAUUCUAAAUUCAGGAAAAUGCAAGAAUGCAUUGCAAAAGAGAAAUCUGCGUGAAGCUUAUCUACAGGAAUAAAGUAAAGCAGAAACCAGGGGCUCUUCUGCUUGUGUGUGUGUGGCUCCUGUGCUCACAGUCAGUGUCCAGCAGCAACCAAAGCUCUCGAGGCCAAACCGGUCGGUCUGAAGUUAAGCCGGGUACCUGUGAAGUGGUGGCAGCUCAUCGUUGCUGUAAUAAGAAUAAAAUAGAGGAGAGGUCUCAGACGGUCAAGUGCUCAUGUCUUCCUGGACAGGUUGCUGGGACCACCCAUGCUCAACCUUCAUGUGUAGAUGCGUCUAUCGUGCGGAUGAAGUGGUGGUGUCAAAUGGAGCCAUGCUUAAAUGGUGAAGAGUGUAAAGUGUUGCCUGACCUCACCGGCUGGUCCUGCAGUUCUGGGAACAAAAUCAAAACCACCAAGGUCACACGGUAAAGCAACACUUCUGUGUACAUGUGAUGACAACUCAUAAUUUCAUGCGAGCAUAUUUUAAAAUCAGACCUGCAAAUGUCAACAAAAAUGCACGCUCGAGCAGAAACAUGUGAACCGUGAACUAAGACUGUGAGAAGUGUUUAAAUGAUGCAAGGCACUGGCUUCACAAAACCUAAAUAUUUCUAGUUAUUUUGAACUUUAUUCGUCAAGAAUCCUGAAAAGUAU